AACAGCUCCAAGCUUGAUCAAUUGCUGUCCACGAGAUGACUCCGUAUGAAAAUCUCAUCAUCCCCAAUCCACUAUUACUCUGCUACCACUUUCCGUCACAGUUCCUGUACAUAACAUUCUUUUUCCAGCCAUGCGCUCCCAACUGACCCGGAGUGUCUUCCGCCGACUCCUCUCGAGCGAAGGCCUCACCUUCCGCUGCCCAUCCCAAGUCUCCCUCCUCCAACGACACCGUCACCAUGCCUCAAAUCCCCUCCUACGACCUUACCCUCAGCGCACCCUCUUCGGUUUCUCUCGCAAGCCGCCUCGACAGCCGAAAGAUCCUGACCUCGUCCCAGGCUUCAGCAAGAUGGUUGACCUCGGCGUCAUGAAUAAUAUCCAUGCUCGUCCGCCUCCGGCUCCUGAACUUGUUACUGCUUGGAGGGCGUUCUUUGAGUAUAAGAAUGCGAGGAAGGAGGCUAUCAAUAAUUUGCAAGCCAAGUAUAUUAUUAGGUUGUUCAAGCAUUUGCAGGGGAUUAGGGAGCGGGUGGACGAGGAGGGUAGACUUACCGCUGAAGACCUGAGGAAAGCGAGAUUUGCCUUUCUACGUAUGCCCAACGAUAAGAAGGAUCUACACAAUACGAUGGCGAGGGAGAUUCACAAUGCUUUGAAUAGUAUUGCGGAUCCGGAUGCAGAUGCGAGCAUUGGGGCUAGGAAACAACUCAUACGGGCUCUGACAUUGACCGGAGACUCACUGGAGGCGAGAGAUCUUGUGAUGGAAUUCGAAGCCGAAAGACAAGCAGAGACAAAGGCGGAAGGGCAGACAAAACCACGUUUAACGCGGGUUAAAGAGUGGAAUUUGAUACUUGAAGGAUUUAUGAGGGAAGAUAAUGAGGAGGAGCUUUUGAGGACUUUUGAGAUGGCGGAACAGCAUGGAGUGUUCUACAACCGUGAAAGUCAACGGAUUAUGACGGGGUUCUAUGCAUCCAAGGAUGAUGUUAAGGCAACUAAAGAGUGGUACACCAAACCCAUGCCAAACCCCGGGGUUCCGCUACCGUCAACAAUGUCGACUCUUCUGAGAUUUUGUAUAAGGAAUCGUGAAUUCGAAUGGAGCAGGACUAUUUUUCGAGGACUAUUAGAAAUGAAUCCGAAAAAAGGGAAUUGGGAUGUUGUCCUCCAGUGGGCAGCUGGAGCUAUGGGGAAGGGCGUCGAGGAUGUGGAACGCAUGAUUCAAGUCAUGAUACGACAUAACCAGGACAACGAGUCCGUGACACCAGAUAUAGACACCAUCAAUGGGCUCGUGGACCUUGCUAUGUCCCUCCAGGACCCGUAUCUGGCAGAACGCUACAUCGCACUCGGUCUUAAAUUGGGGAUCCACCCUGAUGCCAGGACAUUUAUUCUUCAGAUGAACUAUCGUGUCGAUGCGGGAGAUCUCACGGGCGCUCAGGCAGCCUAUGAUGCCCUCCAAUCCGAGGAGGUCCUGGACCAUGAAGACCUCCCAGCGAUCAACAAGUACAUCCGAGCUCUUUGUGUCUCCAAAAUGGACUACUACGGCCGCAUCACAUCCAUCGCUUCCGACUUGGAAGAGCGCAAAAAGAGAUUAGAAGCCGACACCGUCUCCGCUCUCUCCAUGAUGUAUCUCCAACGCGAUGAGAUAAACGAGCUAAGCGACCUCCUCCAAACUCAAGCCUACCACUACACAGCGGCUGAACGACAACGUCUCAUCGACGCCUUCAUAUCUUGCUGCCUCGACCGCAACACAAACACCGUCCGCGCUUGGGAAGCCUACAACAUCAUGCGGGCAAUCCUCGACGAACUAUCAGUCCCAGAGCGGACUUCUCUCAUGAACGAGUUCUUCGCCCGCGGCCGUUGCGACAUGGCAUGCCACAUCUUCGGGCACAUGCGCCAACAUCCUUUACCGGAUCGGCGUCCCGUGCUAGAUACCUACAUCCAGUGUUUCCUCGGCAUCGCCUCGUUGGGUGACGGUGAGUAUCUGGAUAUGGUGCACAACAUGCUCAAGAUGGACUCCACCGUUGAACCGAACACCAAGCUUUACAACUCACUCAUUCUCGCAUACACGGAAUGCGAGGACGCAGACCGAGCACUGCAGUUUUGGGAGGAUAUCACGAAUAGUACUGAAGGACCGAGUUAUAGGACCCUGGAGAUCGUGUUCAGAGCUUGUGGACGCAAGCCGUUUGGUGAUAAAAUUGCGAGGAGUAUUUGGAAUAAGAUGAGAGGCAUGGAGAUCGAGGUUACGAAGGAGGUGUUUGCUGCUUAUGUGGGUGCACUUGCCGGACAGGGCAAGUUUGAGGAGGCGAGGGAUAUGGUGGGGGUUGGUGAGAAGGAGUUGGGGAUUAAGGUCGAUUGGAAUUUACUGGGAACAUUCUACAACGCCCUCCCGGGGCAGAACAGGAAAGACCUCGUGGAAGAGUGGGCGAAAGAGACGUAUUCAGUCGUCUGGACCGAGUUGGAAAAACUCGGACAGACGGAACAGAAGGAAGGGCACAGGUUGUUCAACAUGCCGAAGCGGGAGAUGAAGGCUUGAACUUGAGGUAGAGAUAUGAAUAGUUUGUAUAAUAUGGAGCUUAUGAACGAUAUGUAGAUGGAUUUUGAAUAUGAAGUAUAAAAAUUGGAUGGUC
Molecule: messenger RNA, 2615 nt
Organism: Hyaloscypha bicolor E
Lineage: Eukaryota; Fungi; Ascomycota; Leotiomycetes; Helotiales; Hyaloscyphaceae
Exons: 2
Coding region: 131-2521 (796 amino acids)
Molecular function (GO): protein binding
Source: RefSeq, a predicted model, not a curated record